AUGACGCUUACUGCCGAGGAAAGAAGACAAAGAAGAAUGGCGAAGAUACUGGAGAAUCCGGAGGGAAGAAUUCAGCGAAUUUUGGGAGAAAAUCGGCUCCCACCGGCGAUGGAAGGCGGAGAAUGCUUUAAAAUUGAAAAAUCCAACGAGAUUGCCGAAUUUGCGCCGCCACCUUUUGCACCAAUUAUUGCUGGCGAUGCGCCAAGUGUUACGCCAACUGUGGCACCAAAGAAGAACUUUGAUGUCGCGGCUUUUGCAUUUGUUUUGGGUGGGUUUUUGAAAAUAUUUGAAAUUUUGAGAAAUCCGCAAUUUUUCGAGGAGAAAAUGCAGAAAAACAUGAAAAUUGACGCAGAAAUGCAGAUUUUUCAAGAAAAAUGCAGACGAGACGUGUCCAAAAUGGACACUGUACAAAAGCUUUCAAAGGUCACGCUGUACAUUUUUUCACGAAAAAAGUGUAGUUUUCAUUGAUUUUCAGCCGAUUUUGAUGAAAAUUUUCAAAAAUUCAAAAUUUCACGCUGCACAAUUUUUUUUUGCAAAAAUUUUUCACGCUGCACAAAAAUUUUGGGACACUCUCUCGUCAGGUGUGGCAAAAUUGCAGAUUUUGCCCAAUUUUCACCAAAAUGCAGAUUUUUUUCCAGGUUUGGCCUCAAGAUUCCUAAUGCUCUUCACCGGUCCGAUAAACAUCGGAAUUCUAUGGAUGAUUUUGUAUUUUUCGAUUUUUUUGCGAUUUUCGACAGCUGGAAUCAAUCCGGAUGUUCGAAAUGAUAUUAUGGUUUUUAUUGGAGCACUUGGCGAGGAUCAUUUUGUCAAGAAGCUUUGUGAGUUUUUGAAAUCUGGAAUUUUGACUGAAAAUCUGAAAAAUUUGACUCUGGGGGUCAAAAUUCACCAAAUUUCUCGAUUUCUAGCUGAUUUUCAACCAAAAUCAUCAAUUUUUGCAGUUAACGCCUUCUUCUAUUUGCUGGAAUUCAUCCAAACCACCAUAACCUUCGUCGCUUCUCAUCUACUAAUCCACACUUUUAUGGAAAUUUUCGACAAUUUCCACAAAUUCGAGCUAAUUUAUUGA
Messenger RNA from Caenorhabditis angaria, 1063 nucleotides. The record is from the annotation of a GenBank genome assembly. NCBI's taxonomy places the organism in Eukaryota, Metazoa, Nematoda, Chromadorea, Rhabditida, Rhabditidae.